AUGGCCGCCUCCGGAUUGGCCGCCUCAGCCUCUCCUCCCGGUCCUGCCACUAUGCCUUCGAUGUCAGCCGCCUCUUCUGACACCCAUAGCCCCACCGAUGCUGCCAAUAGGGUGAUCAAGCGCCGUGCACCUGUUGCUUGCCGCAGUGUCUUUCCUUCUCGUGGCGCUCCCGACCUAGACCGCGAGUACCGGCACCCGCGCAUGAAAGGCGACAAGGCCCGGAAAGAAGGUACUAGGCCUGUUCGGUCUGACAGCGUCGGCUUUCACCACAUACCCCCUGAUCCUAGCUUGCAUGAUAUUACCAACGAUGCAGAUCCGUGGGAUCUGCUUCCGCCACUGCAUCUCAUAGUAGAUGCUGUCAACAUGUUCACACACCAAUACUUUCAACUGGGCUUCAUUCCAAGAGACACCUUUGCGGAAAUCGUGCGCAAUGACACGCGUUCUGUUAGCCCAUUCCUGCUGUUUAGCAUUCUCAGCGUGUCGGGACGCUUGACAGACUCUCUUGUCACUACCUUUGGCGAUACUGAGACUGCGUCCGAGCUGUUUAUGAGUCGGGCCUCGGCCAUGGCCCUCAGAGAGCUGUACGAAGAACCCACUCUGGCCCGGUGCCAGGCAUUUUAUCUGCUGAGCCUUGCCCAGCAGGGCAGUGGAUACAAAAACAAGAGCUAUGUCCGCCAGCUUAAUUUGGGAAUCGCUAUUCGCAUGGCCCUUCUCAUGCAGCUUCAUCGGGAGGAAACUUAUGUGUUGGAAGAUUCAACACCUAGCAUGAUCCAAGAAGCGGAGUCGGCUCGAAGAACUCUGUGGAUGCUUUACAGCCAAGAUAACCUGCACUCAGCACCGUCAGCACCAGUAUCCCUCGCCGCCAGCGACAUCACCACGCUGCUACCUUGCAACGAACGCGACUUUGCCGACGGCAUCCUACCCAAGAGACGUGCUGCUUUGGAGGACACACAGCCAGCCAUUGAAAACCCAUCUCUCGUCAGGGUUCCUGAGCGGUCGCUAUUUGGCACACUGAUCCAGAGCCACCGACUAUGGGGUAUCGUCAGUCGGCGCGCCGUCCGCAACGCUAGAUGCAUGGACCCCUGGGCAGACACCAGCGAUUACGCCCAGAUUCAGAAACAGCUGAGUCAAUGGGAGGACCAGCUACCUCCUGACCAUCUCUGGAGUCCUGCACAGUUCAAGAAAUCAAAAUCCGAAUCCUACGAUUUGGCGUACCUUAUUGUGACCAUGGUCACGCGCUUAUGCAAUAUUAUCAUACGAAGAACAUACCUCCCCAGUAUGCUCCAACAAGGGGGGAAUAGCUUAACCGAGGGCUUUUGGGGCGAUAUGUCCUUGGAGCUAUUUGCCAACGUCAAAGACCUCUUCACCCAGAUUGACGUAUGGUUCCUGGAGAGGCGGCCGGGUGACAGUACAGGCGCCCAGAUGGCGAUUUUUUGUGUUUACAGCUGUGGCCUGAUGGCAGCUUACCUCUGCAAGUACCCACACGUUUGCCGCAAAUAUGCGCCUGAAGGAAAGCAUAUGUUUGAUCGCACACGGGACAUAUUAGCACAGAGCAAGACGGUUUGGCCACUGGCCAAGCGCUGGCUUGGAAGUCUAGAGAGGUUUUUCACAGUCGAUCAGAAGAACAUCAGCAACAUCGCGUCCGGCCAUCUCGAGGGCAGCAUGGCUGAGGGUAAAGACCCGAUCCCGUCGGCUCUGCACCCGCCGCUCACCAAUUCGAGGCCAUCGGGCCCGCCAAAGACACCUCUGGACGACAGACAGUACGUGGCCAAGCAGCUACGGCCGGACAGCCCGCAUGUGCGGUCUGCUAGCCCUGGCAACAUCUCCAAUAGCGCCAGCGCGGCCCAGAGAUUGCCUCCACAGCUCCGAACAAAUGACUCACUCCUUAACGGACGGAUGCGGCUGCCACCGCCCAACCCAUCGCCAGUUCUGGUGACAACGACGAUAACGUCUGCACCACACUAUUCGACGGCACAACACCCACACUCACAGCCCGCGCAGUUCCUCCCACAGCAACUGCAAUACCAGCUGCACCAGCCGCCACCUCAAGCGCUGUCUUUAUCGACGUCCCAAUCGAUGGUUCCGAUGCCCCUCCCGCAAAUGCAUACUCAACCGCUACCACAAUCGGUGCCACAUUCGCCGAUGCACCACAUACCUGAUGACCCUGUAACUGCCAAUGCUAGCACGGGUGUUCCCACCAUCACGACUACGCCAACAAACAUGACAACCGCCCUGAGCCCUUCCAUGACGUCCGCUGUCACACACAGCAACAUCGAUUUGCUCGUGCGAGCCUUUGACCCGCCUUCAUCUUCCCAGAUAUCUGUACCACACGCGGGCGUAUCAUACUCCCACUUGCCACAGCAGGUUCUUCUCUCAGACGGAACAACCGCAACUGCGCCCUUUUACGAGCCUUCGUACGCAGUGCCAGUCAAUGACGGGUUCGAGAACGAGCUUGCUUUCAUGAUGGUAGGAUCAGAGACUUCGGCAACGACACCUUGGGCGCCGAGCUUUUUCCGAUACUAA
This is a messenger RNA of Grosmannia clavigera kw1407, 2523 nucleotides long. Its product is annotated as transcription factor. NCBI's taxonomy places the organism in Eukaryota, Fungi, Ascomycota, Sordariomycetes, Ophiostomatales, Ophiostomataceae. The coding region runs from base 1 to 2523 and encodes 840 amino acids. Gene Ontology annotation, molecular function: DNA binding; zinc ion binding. Gene Ontology annotation, cellular component: nucleus. The transcript is spliced from 10 exons. Gene Ontology annotation, biological process: DNA-templated transcription. The record is from RefSeq and is a predicted model, not a curated record.